CGAAUUCAAGUGAACCUGACAAUGAAUUUUCGCCAUUUGAUGACACUAUCGCUGGAGCCGCUUGCCUCGCCUGAAGAGGUAGCCGAGUACGAGAUCGACGAAGCUGUAGCAGAAGACGAAUUAACAGCUCGAAAAUAUGUUACAAAAUUAAAUCGUUUUGAAGGCCAUGUUGAUGUAUUGUCUUG
Molecule: messenger RNA, 185 nt
Organism: Paramuricea clavata
Lineage: Eukaryota; Metazoa; Cnidaria; Anthozoa; Malacalcyonacea; Plexauridae
Source: the annotation of a GenBank genome assembly